GCCACUCGAUGGUUCUCCCGACUGCCCUUGCGCUUACCGGAAGUAGACCAUCUCCGGACUGAGGGGUCGUCUCUAAAGUGCUGGUCUGAGAAAGAAACGAGACCACGAAGUGGUUGCUAGGAUAGACGGGUCCGCGGGUGGAAGCUCCUCCAAAGGACUGGACCAGUCCAGCUCACAACUGCAGUAAAACAAUGAUGCCUUCUUCUGUGCUACCAGCCCGAGCAGAUGACCUGGAUUCCUGUAUAUUAAGAUUUCCAGACCUGGAUUUGAAAGACACAAACCUUACUUCUCCUAGUAGUAGUCUCAGAGCAGGAUUAGAUGCUAAUAUGAGGAAGAAAUAUGCACAUGCAAAGAAAAAGGCAUUUGCCCUUUUGGUCAAAACAAAGGAAAUUCCAGAACCCACCAGCUGCUCUUCAUCGCUCUGCAAGGGAGCGUGGUGGACAUGCUGCCAGCAGAUCUUCAAAGACCAAAUUGGUAUCCACAAACAUAUAGCCACCCAGCAUGCAGGAGAUGUUUGUCAUCAGACCUCUUCUGUUUUAAAGCAACUGGCUGCUGAGGCUGGCACCCCCAAGCCUUAUGUAUCUGCAGAUAAGACAGAUGGAUUAAAUGUGCCCCCUACCUCUAACCAUCAAGUGUCCAUCCACCUCCCAGACACGAGCUGCUUUAAGCUUGAUGAGCUCAUGAGUGCCCAGAAUAGCAAUCAGGGAGUAGUACUAUUAUAUUAUUGUUACUGUGAUGUGGAGGAUCCAGAAUGGCUUUGUGCUUGGCAGAAAGCCUUGUGCCAACACCUGCACCUCACAGGAAAGGUUCGAAUUGCUACAGAAGGAAUCAAUGGAACAGUGGGUGGGAGCAGAUUAGCUACUGAUCUUUAUAUAGAGGCAAUGCUUUCUCAUCCUUUGUUUAAGAAUAUCUUAUGUAAGGAAGAUUUUAAGACCAGCAAAGGAGGAGCUUACUGUUUUCCAGGACUUCAUGUUGGUGUAUUUGAAGAAAUCGUGCCCAUGGGAAUCAAUCCCAGUGUGAUCUCGUACAAAAAACCUGGAAUCCAUUUAUCCCCUGGUGAAUUUCAUAAAGAAGUUGAAAAUUAUUUAUAUCAGGGUAAUCAAGAGCAAAAUGACACUAUUCUGCUGGACUGCAGGAACUUUUAUGAAAGUAAAAUAGGACGUUUCCAGAAAUGCCUGGCACCAGACAUCAGGAAAUUCAGUUAUUUUCCCAGUUACGUGGACAAAAACCUAGAACUUUUUAAGGACAAGCGUGUGCUGAUGUACUGUACAGGGGGCAUUCGUUGUGAAAGGGGUUCAGCCUACCUCAGAGCUAAGGGAGUAUGCAAGGAAGUAUACCAGCUCAAGGGUGGCAUCCACAAAUACCUGGAAGAGUUUCCUGAUGGUUUUUAUAGAGGGAAAUUAUUUGUUUUUGAUGAACGCUAUGCUCUGUCUUACAACAAUGACAUCAUUUCAGAAUGUACAUAUUGUGGAGCGCAGUGGGACCAGUAUAAAUUGUGUUCCACCUCACAUUGCCGCCAACUUGUCUUGUCCUGUUCAGAAUGCCGAGAAACAGGGCUUACAGCGUGUUGUCUCACUUGCCAGGAUAAAGGAGCCAAGCUACCUUCAAGUCCCACUGAGAAGAGUUUUAAAGAAGAAUGCGAUUGUACACUGAAAAGACCCCGUGUGCCAAUUGAACUUUCACAAUGACCGGGACUUACUGGAUGGUGUAAAUAGGCAAGCUACCAACUUCCGUGCAAGUGUGCCACUGCUUAUGUUAAGCACAUCAUCAGCAUUUUCCCUAUGGGGUUCACAGUGUCAAGUAUGAGGGUCAGGGUCAUAGAUCUGCCUCAAAGAGGAGGUCCUGACAGGGACAGUAGAGUAAUGGUGUACAGUAGGCCAUCAGUGCUCACCAACAAGAGAGUCGUGUCCCACUUGCCACUUAUAUCACAUCCUCUUUGGGUUGGAUUUAAGACUGGUGACAAUGAGGGAGCAAAGCUAAUAUAGUUAGGCUAAGUUCUUAUCUGACCAUUUGGAGACAAAAAGGGCUGAAAUUGAUGUGGGAAACAUAGUGACAUCACUUGGCCGCUCAGAGAUAAAGCACAUAAGGAGCAUGUCUUUGACAGUCCUGCAAUAGAGGAAUAUGCUUUGUCCACAGAACUGAAAGCACAUAAUAUUUGGCCUCUAUUGUUGCUCUCUUAAAGUUAUAGCAAAGUCAAUAUGUAAUUUCAGUCUUAUGAACAAUAACAAAUAUUUAUUUAAAGAGGUCUAAGAAAUUUUUAGACACGUACAGUUGCCAUUUUAGAGUUCCCAAAUUAGAGCUGUGAGCAUGCCCUACAAUGUGUGUGUCAUUAUGUAGAGUCAGGGCCUAAGAUUUAAAGUUCUGUUUUCUUCAUUUGCAAUUUGGGGUCUCAAACUACCACUAGGAGAAUGUUCAGUCAGUACAUCAGCUUUGGCUUUUUACAUAGGAUCCUUGCUAAACCAAUAGCUUGUUAGUAAAGAAAAGAGAGAAGGUAAGACAUACAUACUUCUGCUGAUGUUGUUUUCAUCACUGCUGUUAGCUUUUUAGAAAUAAGAAACCUUUAGGAUUUGGCCUGCAGAUUCAUCUCAAGAUAGAAAGUCAUGGCGGAACUACCAUAGCAUGAGGGAGAAGGGGGUAGUUCUCUGACCAUACAAAGUGUUCCUCAAAGAGUAGUGUACUGUGUAAUCUCUACACUCUGAGGACAGUUCCUGGGCUGAAAGAGCCCAGGCCUGGCCUGACUAUAUUCUACUUGGAAAAUAAGGCAAGGUUCAAAUCACUGACACUAGCAUUGUGAGUUUGAUAUUUACUUCUUUCCUGGGCUCUGUGUUUCUCCUCAGCAACUCUUAGAAUACUCCACCCCUAAUGAAUAUACAGCGCUGGGCAUUUAGGAUUUGACUUACAUUAUUUUAUAGUAUUAUCAGGAACAUAUCUGUUAUAUUAACUUUAAUUCCUAUUGAAAUGCACUUACAAAAUCAUCAUCAAUUAGUAAUUUCUGGCAUAUUCAUUAUAGGUAACAAAAGGAAUAAGUGCCCUAUUCUACUGUAACAGGAAAAUUGUCCGUGUGACUAAAUCUUUUCAUGCCCAAGUAAUACCUGGAGGGAUCAAUUUCCAUUCUUUUAGCUCUGCUGCAGUAAGCCUAAGUCAUAUAAAACUAAAUCAUUUGAAUUAGUAUAAAGUUCAGUAUUAUCUUAGAAUUUCAAACCAUGGCAUGUACAUUGUUGGUACUCACUAAAUGAAUUGAUAGUGGGUAACAGAGGGAAUUAACCAUUUGGAACCCAUUGUCUCCAGCAAGAAUACAAAGUCCACUUUCCAAGGACUGGGAUAAGAAAUAUAUUUAGGGAAAUCAUUUGGUCAUUUUAAUAAUGAAAUGCCACCCUGCUUGAAGUAGGUAGAGGCACAUGAUCUUCAGCGAAGGAGGCCAGUUCAAAAUUUUAAAAAUAUUCAGCAGGUUGUAGGAGUAGAACCAAGCUGGCAUUUUCUGCCCUUGUUAACCUAUAAAAUUAACUGAAAGUAUCCUUUUUUUUCUGCUUUAUAUAUAGCAGUCCUUUUCUGCAGGUUGUUACACCAGAAUUCCACAGAUGAAAAUGAGUCUGGAGAGUCAUAAAAUCCAUAAUCACACAUGGAAGACUUAAUUAUUUUAAUAACUAGUUUUCAUUAUCGAUAUGCUUUCCUUCAUAUAUUUUUAUAUUCCUCUUCUAGUCCCUUUGGGGACUUAAAAGAGGCCUUGCAGUAGAAUUAGACCUCAGCUAUCUAUUGCAGAAUGUAGUUGGCCUUUAUUUGGCCCCAUGGAGACCCUGAAGACUGGAAGCCAGAGCAACACCAGGGCACCAUCCACCCCUAAACCUUAGGAGCAGAUGGCCCCUCCACAAUAGGAUGAGGACAUAGCCAGAGAUGUCACUAAAUCCUUAGAGUUGAUGGGUCUUCAGGCCAUGGAAGCAAAAGGAAGUUAAUGAUGACAUAUUGCCAUACAUCCUGGCUGUUGUCACUCCAUACAUCAGGGUUAUAGGUGUGCGGGAGGUGUUUUAAAGAUACAGGCAGGGUCUCACCUUAUUAGCUUUGCACCUUGGAUGUCACAGGCAGGAAAGAAGCUAAGAAGUGUCCAGCGUGGCAGGUGCUGGACAUGGGGGUGGGCUAGUAAUCCCAGCCAGAGGAACAGGCCUAAAGCAGAAGCAGCCAUUAGGAUAAUAGCUAGGCCCAAAAAAACCCAGAACUCUGCUGGACUGAGAGUAUUUGAAUCAAGUUUGUAUAAAGCAAAUUCUAUUUUAAUGCAAUAGGGGAGCUUCUUAUAUAAACAAACUACAGUAAAUCAUUUAGUAAAGCAAAGAGUCAUUCUUUAAGGGUAAAAUUACCCCCAAGUGUAUCUGUUUUAUAAAUGUAUGAUUUCUGUAUGCUAUUAUGAGACUCUGAAAAUGAGAUGUGCCUCUUUAUUAAUCAAAACGACUAUUGUCUCUCAUUAGAGGUAGGAAAACCUUAUAAAUAAGUUCAAGAUCUUAAGGUACUUCUCUGACUUGUCAACACAGCAAGUAAAUAGGAUGCUUGGUAUUGAUAGUAGUAAUUUGUAUCUCUCUGGUGGUGUGCACUUUUUAGAUCAUUUUCAUAUGUCUUUUGAGCUUCAAAGGCAACCUGAGUUAGGUAGGACAUUUAUUUUUAUCCUCAUUUCAUAGGUGAGGAAACUGAGGCACACUGAGAGGUGGGAGCUUUGCCCAGGGUCACCCGAUAGAUCAGUGGCAACGCCUUGGGGCCUCUGAGUUCUGAGCCAGCCCUCUCUUUUUGACCCCUGCCCCUUCCUGUGGAAGGGACAACACGUAAGUCAAACUCUGAUCUUUUGACCUAUUGCCUUCUACCUAGGAAGUCUUAACAGGCAUCACAUUAAUAUCUGAGAAUGUAAAGGAUAGUAAAGGUGUAGUUUUCAAGUCAUCUGCAGACUUCAUCAUUUCAUGAAAUUUGAAAGUACAUGAGUGACAG
Molecule: messenger RNA, 4965 nt
Organism: Trichosurus vulpecula (common brushtail)
Lineage: Eukaryota; Metazoa; Chordata; Mammalia; Diprotodontia; Phalangeridae
Gene: TSTD2
Product: thiosulfate sulfurtransferase like domain containing 2
Exons: 10
Coding region: 192-1688 (498 amino acids)
Source: RefSeq, a predicted model, not a curated record